Molecule: messenger RNA, 426 nt
Organism: Dibothriocephalus latus
Lineage: Eukaryota; Metazoa; Platyhelminthes; Cestoda; Diphyllobothriidea; Diphyllobothriidae
Source: the annotation of a GenBank genome assembly
AUGUGCUGCUGUUGCAAGUGUUUGCUGAUUGGAGGAAGCUGGCGUCUGGUUGUCUGGCUCGAUGAGUUUCUCACCGUCUUUGUCCAGCCCUUCCAUCCCGUUUUAUUCGAGGCUACCGUGCGCAUGUUCCUACCCGCGUGUCCAAAACCGCGACCCGUUUAUGAAUUUUACUCCUACUUCUGUUUCAUUUGUCCUCUCGAGUGGUACCGCAAGUGCAGUGGGCGAGACCCUAAGGCUGUCACUAAUUUGCUCAAGGACGCAGUUUGCUUCCUCUGCAAGACAGUGGACUUUUUUGACAUGGACGAAAUAGCCGAGGAGACAGGUAAUCUGCCGGAUUGGAAGUACUACAUGCUGAAGGGAAUAUGGCCCUGGGAAGACGAAGAUGACGACGAUGACGUCGGGGAUGGUGAUGACGAAGAUUACUAG